AAUUGUGAAGCUUUUUUGUUUUGGCUUAAUCGCUCGGAUUUUGUAAAUCUAUGUGAUCAAUCGUUAGGAUCUGACAGCAUUUUGACAGAAUAAGUUUAUUUAGUCUCUUGCUCCGGCUCACGUACAAGUGACAAAGGAGCUCUCGUUUUGAACAUACAGUGAAAUCUCUCUAAGAUGUAGUCUCUAUAAGAUAAAUUGUCUCUUUAAGAUGAAUAUAUUGAAGGUCCCGUCAUGUUCCAUACAUUUUAUGUCUCUUAUAGAUGAAGAUCUCUCUAAAGUGAACAUUGUAUAAGGUGCAAAUGCGAUUUGGCAGCCGAAACAGUCUAAGAUAAAUUUUUGAACGACAGUUCACAAAUAUAUUGGUCCAAGGAUGCCAGGUUUUUUCGGUGGUUUCUUGGAAACUUCAAACAGCAACAACUUCGUUAGUUUUCCUCAACAUGAAUAUCUCUCUAAGUUGACGUUCCCUUGAAGAUUCACCUUAGGGGGAUUUACUUAUAUUUCUUUGGUCAUAGCUUUCGUCACGGCGAUGUGCUAGCUCAGUUAUUUAAAUAGUAUCCUUAGCCGAACGCCGAUAAAAAAAACCGGUGCGGUCCUAAAAUCGACAUCUUCAGCCCGAUUGCCUCGCUUCUUUUUCGCUUCCCAUUUUCGCUUCUUCGCCUUCGCCGGACGGUGCGUCCUAACGUGUAGACAGCGAUUAAAAUGCACAUUCCAACCAGCUUACUUAUACGCACAUCCUGCUAGGGGCGGUAUCGAAUCCGCGCAACCCGCGUAGUGCGAACUGUCCUCUAAACAACCUGUCGGUCAUUAACACGGUCGUUUGGAGAUCGCACCGGAGAUCGCAGCAGCGUUUUCUGUUUCCAACGCCCGCUCCUGAGCACGCAAAACAAAAACAAGGGAAAAGAAUGAAAAAUCGCACAUUUCUCGCACCCGUCCCAGCAUGCUAAUGGAGCACGCAUCGCGAAUGUACGCACUUUACGGUGUGGCAUUUGUGGGUGGGUAUUGCUGCGAAAAAAUUACCAUCCUUCUCCCCCCUUCCCCCUUGCCUUAUCUAUUCACUUCUCAUCCGGAUCCGAGCAGUGGAUUAGCAUUAGAGGUGUACACCAUGCAUUAUGCAACGGCUGGCGUGCUCUCGGGCCGUGGCUUAUCAACGCUUCGCUAUCAGAUGCUCGCCAAACACACACUCCGUAUGUGGUGUCGCGUUUUAUGCGUGGAGGCGCAUGGUGCCUGUGUGUGGGUUGAUUUAGUGCGAAACGAGGAUGAGAUUUAUUCUGCGGAGCGCGGAGAAGCGGUCGCUCCUCUUUUUUUUGUUGCUCGCCAUUUGCCAUUUGUUGCUUCCCUUUCCCACCUUGAAUUAGUCAUACAAAACAGCGUCUAUUGCCGAUCGUAACCCGAUAAUAGCAUUCGCGAUCGGCAGCGACAGUGUGGAGCAGUUCCGUUUUUUUCAGUUCGCAGCCACAACCACUUUUUGGGCCCAACUGCCAAUAAGAGACUGCCUGUGGCCUGUGUGAGCGCCCGCGUGAAUCGCCCGGUUGUAGUGCGAACGAAUGAAUGAAAUGCCGAUCCAUUCCAGUUCCGGUUCUAGUUCGCGCAUGCCUUUAUCUACCGUAUCACCAUCACCGACGAUCGUGUCGAUCUAAUCGUCGUCACCAAACGGAUGGCACGAAUGGAUUGGAACGGUGCGGCACGGUUUUCCCAACAGUCCGCAGUAUAGUGCCUUCCCCUUUUCAUUUGGGUAUCGGAUUAAGGCGGACUGGCCUGUAGUGACAUUAUAGUACGCGAGCGCAAGCGAGAGAGAGAGAGAGAGAGAGAGAGAGAGAGAGCGUGCGCGGGGGACUGACGAUUAAUUUAAAUUGAUAAUAUCGUGCACGAUUAAAUGCAGUACACACAGACCGAUUCGUGCGAUGGGCUAAGAAAAGCGAUCCAACACCCGAUUCGGCCCCGGCCCUGAUCGCCCAGCGAUCCUUAGCCGCCGACGAUCCGUCGUCCGCCGGCGUCGCGUAAAGACGGCUAUCCCCGGGGCGGCAUAAUUGCGUGUAUGACAGUCGCGCAUGACGGCGUAAGGAGACGAGCUGCGCUCGAAUGCACGGACGGAUCUGGUAGUCAAAUGGGCAAUCAUAUUUAUCGAUCGCCUUCUUGCUGCGCUGCAUCGAUUAUGCAUGGGCGGUGUUUCUUUCUUUAUUUCUGCUGCUGCUGCUGCUGCUGCUGUUUCACGAGAAACGGGGGUUGGGUUUAGCUGGGCUUACGUGUUACGUGCCGGGGAUGGGAUUGGGUAGUUUAGUAAUUCCCACUGGGAUGGGUGGAAGGAGGCGCUCACUUAACCAUUCGCUCUUUAGUGCGAUGUAUGAUGCUUAUGGCAGUGGUUAUUGAAAUUGAAAUUAGUUAGUUUGUGCGGCCCGUCGGUUGAUUUUGAAAGCGUCCUGCAGCAUUUUGGAUGGUGAGGUGUAUAAUUUUGGAGCUUUGGAUGUUUUGUUUGACGCUGCUGCUUUAUUUCUUUCCAUUUGUAUAAAGGAAAGACAGAAGAAAACGGAAUAAUUCUAUUCAAUUGCAAUCGAAUUGGAAAGGCUUGCUUGCAGUCAUAUUUAGCAUUUUGAGGUGGAAAAAAGCCGGCAAGCUUCAGGCAGCAGCAGAGCUGCAACAAGAAAAAGCUUACCAACCGUUGAGACGGAUCUGUCACAAUCUCCAGCCCCUCCUCCGCAAGCAGCUCUGCGCACCCAAGCACAUGCACAAAACAUGCCACUUGGUGCGAGGGUGGCUUACCGAAUGGAUUUGUUUUGCACCACACGGACGUUCCCGUUCCCUUUCCUGCUUGGCGGACCGUUCCAUAUGCAUGAUGGUCGUACAGAUGCGCCCGUGAUCACACAACGGCGAGCGGCCGACACACUCUCGCUCACUAAUGGAAGCUAAACGCUUCUGCUCUCCGUCGCUGACAUUGCUGCACCAAAAGCGGGACGGAAUGAGAUCGAUGGUUUUAAAAGAGAAAUAGAGAGAGAGAGUGAGAGAGUGAGAGAGCGAGAGAACGAACCGAACAGUUCCUUUGGCAACGUGCGCUCCCAUCCUAGUAUCCCUUCCGGUAGGGGGAAGGGUGCUCCCUACAAAUGACGCUGCUGACGGUGCUCAUUAAACGGUGGGGAAACAAUUGAGCGGAAGGCACCCACCUCACCCUGUGUCAUCGCACCCUGAGCUCACUGAGCCGCUGGGAGCGAAGAGAGCGAAAGAGCGAAUAACUUCUACCGUGGAAGCGAAGUGAAGGGUUGGGGGAAGGGCGCUGUUUACGACAUGCGUGAAAUGCGGGAGCCGGCUUCGUCGGUGGACACCGGGCGCAACAGUGUUCAGUCGCGGUCCGUUCCCUGGUACGACCGGACGUGUGCGCGAGUUUGGCUUUACCCUCGUCGUAGUCGUCGUCGUCGUCGUUGCCGUUUGCGCUAGUUGUUAUCGCCGCGAAUGGUUUGCGAGCUUCUAAACUGGCUCUGUUCUGCAGAACAACCACACCAACGGUAGAGUGCCCCUCCAGUGGUUGCCCCUGUGAAACGAGUACGUCAAGUGUCACCAGGAACGGAAUGUGAUCGUGUUCGUGCACCGUAUCCCCGUGGCACACUGAUAGGCAUUAAUCACUGCCCCUAACACUUCUUGUAGCUCACUGGCUGUCUGUGUGUGUGUGUGUGUGUGUGCGUGCGUGUACUAAUAAUACCACUUCGGCAGAUAGUGCCUUUCUUCAAGUGGGGUGACAUGCUGGCACAGUGGGCCAGCGCCAGCAAGUCAAGUGCUUACACGGUUGAUGCAGAUGGGUCGCAAACAGCAACGGAAAAAGUCACUCCGUGCCAUUAUACAGCAUAAGAAGUAAUUGUGAGAAAAGCGUAAAAAUGCUUCCCAUAUUUAUACAUACUCUUUCGGGGAAGUUGUGCGUGCGUGAUCUGCGGUGAAUUGUAGGAAGUGGUACGAUUUUGCGGUGAAUUGUAGGAUUUUGAGAACUAAUCAUGUACACGCCGAGUGCGGGAAAUCGGAAAGCCAGUUAGCGCUCGUCUACGGUUAGCAAGCAUCCGCGCGCUGGUGCUGUCGAAUUGGUCGAAUCAAUCGUUUGAAAUCGGUUUCCGCGGCGUCCCGCACGCUCUCUGCUUUGUCAAACACACAAGCUAGUAAUUCGCGACAGUUUUGCGCGUCUCGAUCGCAACGGUCGGCAUCAGUGGCCAAGUGGGACCGCGAUGUACAGCGACGACAAGCGCUUCCCGAGUCGCACGCAGCCGGGCGUUGCUUUUGGCGAUCCGAGCGUUCAGCCGGGGGUCGGCGCACUGUCGGAGAUGGACAAAUGUUUCCCCUACUCCAUCCUGACCAAGAAGCACCCGCUGGGAGGAGGAUCCGGUGGGACCGGCGGCCCGCUCGCUAAACCGUCGGUUCCUCCGACCGUACCGAGCUAUCUCGGUUUGCAGCGGGAACCGUCGGCAAACGCGACCAAACCGGAGGCCGCCUUCGACCCCAGCGGUACGCCCGAUGUGAACAACUUCUACGGCAGCGCGAUGGUAACGGACGUCGGUAUCUGCUUCAGCAUGAGCAACGUCAAUCUGAACGGCCACCCACCGACCAUACCGCUUGCCACGGGCGCACUGGUGCCGCCGGCAGCGGUCGCCGCCCAGUCGCGCCCCAGCGCCCUGGCCGCUCCGGACGCCAGGCGCAAAUCGUACGAAGAUCCGGGCCCGGAAACGGCCCUGCUCAAUGCGCGGCGCCGGGCGGCCGCCUUCCUGCCCGUCACGGCCAACGGUGGUCGGGCGGCCGGUCCAGGAGCGCACGCCUCGAUGCACCACCACCACCAGCAGCGCCGGCCGCAAGCAUUCCCCUUUCCGGCGGCCACUGUCUAUCCGCUGGCGCACCAUCCACCCGGCACGGUGGCGGCCCCGUUCCCGCAGCCGCUGGUCAACGUGCAUCCUCCGGUGCAUCAGCCACUGCCGCGGCAGCGAUCGGUCGGCCCGGUCGGCAAAGGGGCGUACGGUAGCGUACGAUCGACCAGCUCCGAUCGGGGCCGGGGCGGAGGGACGGGAGGAUCCCCUUCGAUGGUUCCCACGAUCGGAACGCUCGGCGGCAUCGGGACGUUACGAUCCUCGCCGCCCUACCCGAAGCAACCGCCCGGUGCUGCUACGAAACCGUCCGCGGUGAGCUACUACCAGCCAUUGCCGGCGACCGGCGGCCCGGGUACGGUUCAAGCCCAGCCGUCCUAUGGCCAUUCACUUGCCGGCGCCCCUACCAGUCAAUCGACACCGGCAGGACCACCACCACCACCACCGCCCGUUGGCUACCAUCAUCAGCGUGGCAACGUGCUGCCGUAUCAUCAUCUGCCGCUAGCGAACGGUGUGCCCCUUGCCGGUCCAGCGGCGGCCUCUCCGGCGACAGCAGCAGCAGCAGCAGCAGCGGUAGCGGCUGCCGCCGCCAGCUACGAAUACUAUCGGUACGCGAUCGAGGCGGCCGAAAGUGUCGGCAAGCUGCCGCCUUCGGGUACCGCCCAAUCUGUGCUACUUCCCACUGGCACGAUGGCCGCCACCGCUGCCCGCACUGCCGGCGAGGAUGGUAGCAAGGGAGCUUCGGGCACAGCUUCGGGGCCGGUGGUGGAUUACAACGGGUUGCGGCAGCUGUUUCUCAAAUGUUGCUACAACGAGAUGAAGCUACUGCCGGCGUCCGGCGGUCCAGCGCAUCCAGCGGCGCCCGUCCUAUCCUCGCCGACGGUCGGGUGCGUUUCUGCACCGACCUCGACUGCCACCAGCCUGUCGGCCGACUCGCCAGUCCACUCGUACGACUUUGAGCCGCAGGAUCCGCGCGCUGCCGGUAGGGACGCACCCGUCGUCUAUCCGUCCGGGCAGCAGCAGCAGCAGCAACACCACCAACACCAUUACCACCAGCCACUCACUAGCCGAUCGUGUCCGAGCUCACCGAACGGACCGCACUGCCAUACGUCGCCCGCACUGCCAACGCUUGCACCGUCCGCCUGCUCCACCCCGAUCGGUAGCGGAAGGUUGUCCGCCCAGCAGCAGCAGCAGCAGCACCAACACGAUCGCUACGAAGCGAGCGAAGACGAGGUCCGUCCGAUGGAGGUGUGCAGCGAGGAUGGACAGGAGGAUCCGAUUGAGCCGGAAGAAUGCUGCAGUGACGAACCGAAGGACUUUAGCAUGAAAUCGAAAGCACUGUCAGUGGGGCACGGUGGUGUGUGGCCGGCGGCAGCGCAGCGCGAUGAGUGUGCCAUUGGACCACAGCGGAUCGAGGAUCGCAGCAGGAAGGAAAUUAAGGCCGCGCCGAAAAAGAAAUGGAUCCACCGGCACUACAUGAAGGAUGAGCCACUUACGAAUGGCCAUUCGACGGCUCCGCCGCUAGUCGUGAUUGCGACGAACGGAACGCAACAGCAUCCGGCGGCGAAGCAUCAUCUUACCCUCAACCACGUAGCGGUACCGAUCGCGCCCAGCUCCAUCCCGGCCGGCGCGCCCACCACCAUCACCACCACCUCCCCCUCCCCGAUGACGAUCGAUCUCUCCACCAAGGGGUUGAGCCAGCAUCAGCAAACAAGCACGACGCACUAUGCUGCCGCUGCCGUGCAUCCGUCGCCUCUCUCAACGACACCACCCGCCACGACCACCACCGUAUCGUCACUAUCGUCAUCCUCCUCCUCCUCCUCAUCCUCCUCGUCGUCGUCCUCCUCCUCCUCCUCCCCUUCGUCGACGACGCUAACCGUAUCGCCGGUCGACGACUCGCAGUCAUCGCUCAACCUAAGCAACGGUUCCAGCAUUAAUGGCUACAUUACCAGCAGCAGCAGCAGCAGCAGCAGCAACAGUAGCGGGGCCGCCGGUGCCCCCAUCGGUGGCUCAUCUCCACUGCCACCCGGGCUAGCCGGCAUGCUGCCAAUCAACAUCACCAACGUGCUGCAGGCGUCGGCCAUUGCUGCUGCCCACAACGGCGGCACCGGCAGUAGCACACCGAACGGGACGAUCGUGACGGCGGCGGCUGCAACUGGCGUGCACCAUCUGCCGCUCGAGCUGCAGCAGCAGGUCGCGGCCGGCCUGUCGGUGGCGGCCAUCAGCUCGCAGGGUGCGCAGGGCCUCUUUGCCAACAUCCCGACCGGGACGCGGCGGCGGACGACCAGCUCAAACAGCAACGGCAGUGUCGGCACGCGGGAGGUACACAACAAGCUGGAGAAGAAUCGGCGGGCCCACCUGAAGGAAUGCUUCGAGCAGCUGAAGAAACAGCUCAGCCUGCAGCCGGACGAGAAGAAGAUCUCCAACCUAUCGAUUCUGCACGCCGCCAUACGGCACAUACAGCUGCUGAAGCGCAAGGAGCGCGAGUACGAGCACGAGAUGGAGCGGCUGGCGAAGGAGAAAAUUGCGUCCCAAAACCGUAUCCUCGUGCUGAAGCGCGAACUCACGCAGAUGGGCGACAUCGACGUGUCCCGGCUGGCACCGGACACCGAUAUUACGCCGAACCCAACCAAUGGUGGUACCGUCGUCCCGCCGAACGGCCUGCAGAUGGAGCGAGAUCAACCGUCGGACACUAUACCGGGCCGUAAUGGGAUUCGGUACAGCUCCAGUAGCUCGCUGUCCAGCAUAGCUACGAACGCGUCCAUCAGCAACCUGCCGCUUCAGACGACCAUCUCGCCGGUGCUCUCCGUGUCAUCGCCAUCGCGGGCCAGCCCGGCCCUGAAUCGCAGCUCGACCUCGCCCGCCUCGUCGCUGUCGUCCGCGUCGCCAUCGUCGUCGGCCGCCUCCAGCCUAUCGGUAUCGUCCGCAGCAGCCGCCAGCCUGAUGGCUCCCCUCUCGCUCACCACCAAGGGCACCGCUGGUACGGAGCCGGCGGCGCACAACGGGCUCAAGAUUACGGCGGCGGGCCAGCUGAACGGGCUGAACCUGACCAGUGCCUCGCUGGCGAUGGUAAACGGUGCGAACGUGACGCUCAACGGCACGACGGCAGCGACCACCGCCCCACUACCCGUCAUCGUUGGUGCAAACGGCACGGCCAACAUCGUGGGCAUCGCUCAUUCGCAGCUGCUGGCAGCAUCCACCGCAGGCGGUUCCUCCCCGGCCGCCAUCCAGACUAUCCCACUGAACCUGAACGUUACAUCGAGCGCGGUGAGCAACGGGUUGGUCACCGGCAGCGGUCCCGCCUCGCUCGCCAUCGCAACCGCGGGCGCCGGCGGGCCGCUACAGCUGACCAGCCACAAUGGUGGUCCCAUCGGUGGUGGCAGCAUUAGCAGCAGCAGCAGCAGCAGCAGCAGCAGUAGUCAUAGUAGCAGUAACACUAGCAGUAGUAGUACCGGUGCCGCCAACACUACCACCGUCGUCGGCACGAUCGCCAGAUCGAUGUACAGCGCAGGGACGAUCGCACCAUCCAUGCCGACGUCUACGGCGGCAGCGACGACUAUGGUGCACGUGCCAACCGGCGGCAGCAAAGAACUGAUCAACGGUACGAUCGGCAAGAACGGUACCGUACGGACUGAUAAUAGUAAGCUUGAGAUUAUCGCAUCGCAAUCGCAACCCACCAACCACAGUACACAGGCCGUUGUUGGCGCUACGGCCCUCGACCCACCGGGAACGAAGGUUAUCACGAUCAUGAAUGGUAACACGUUCGCACUAGCCCCGCUGGACAAGGACAGCAAGAUGGGCGUUGUCUACAGCCCCAUACUGGUGCCGACUUCGCAAGGACUGCGCAUGAUACAGCAGGGUUCGAACGGAUUGGCAACGAUCGAGCUCGCACCACCGAAUGGUGGCAAUCGUUUGCAGCUGCAUUUAACCCACUAAGGGGUCUGCGUGUAGAGUGUAAAGGUGUGAGUGUUUGUUUGGGGCGCGUUUGUGUUCGUGUGUGUGUGUGCACACGUGCACGUUGUAGAGAUUUGCUGAAGCAGCAAAACAGCAGUGGAUGGAAAGUGAUUCGAGAUCGCCGUUGGUGCCGUUUUCCGUGGACACAUACUAUGGACAAGAACCACAACAACACACCUGCCGUACGGUCCCGCAGAUCAGCCAUCCCCGCCUGUGGGACCAAAGCUCUGGAGCACAAGGAUGGCUAUAUAUAUCUCAGCAGGCGGCAAUCGAUGCGUGGUGGAAUAGUGGUGGAACAAAAAACAGUGUCCUUGUUGCAGCGGCAGAAAGGGCCACCGUUUUUUUAUACACCACGAAAGCGUUCCAGUGCACCAGUGCGAGUUUGCUGUACUGGUGCCUGAAUGUGAGGAAUGCGGAAAAGAACCAAGCUACUUAACGGAAUCCUAUAUGCGUCUGGAAUGUGAUAGAUGCCAACACUGGGCAAUCAAUCCGUUUCCGCGUCACCGUGCAAGAGCGUGCAGAAUAAUCAUCAUCCCGCCGAUAACCGGAACCGGAUGGUACAGGCGACGAACCCCAACAAUAGCAUAGGGAAAGGGAAACCCGUGUUCUGCAACGGCAACGGAGGAAAUUAUAGUACCGAUACAAAAACACAAUAACAGCUACCAGUUCCUUGUUUAAGUGGUGGCAGUUUUUAAACGGUGUGCGUGUGAGUGCCAGGAACCCAUUCAGCAAAGCAAACAGAAAGGAAAACGGAUGGUUACAGCCACAAAACUCACAGACCCGAGACAAUAUAGCGUAGUCUAGCAGUAGCUGUAGCUCUUUUCCUCUUCUCGUAUACUUGUUUGUAUCGCCGUAAUCCACGAAGGGCACCAACAAAAUCGAACAUCGACCGUUCAUCAACACAGCAGGCUAACACAAGAGUCCUGCAUCAUGACCAAUUAGUCACACGAUACACACAUGUGUGUGUGUGUGUUUUUUUAAAUAGCUACAUAUGGCGCAUGUAUGUGUGCGUGCGUGCGUGCGAGGCGUGUAGUAUGGCUGUGAAAGCAUAGAGAGGAAACAAAGCAAGCAAAGGAGGAACAAAGCAUGCAGAAGACGAGGAAAAAACAGAAGAGACGUGUGCAAAUUAUAUACGAAUCGGUUUCGCAAUUUCUUCCUCUUUCUCACCACAUUCGGUCAGAAGCUCGAUACUCACGCAUUCGGGAGGGUGAUGAUGGUGGUGGGGGUUGUUGGGUGAGUCCACCCGCGCGCAUUUGCUCGUCCCGUUUCGAUCCCGUUGUGAGACUUUUGCAGAAUUGGGCCGAAACAGGGGAGGAGGAAGUAGCAGCAGGUAGAAAAAGUAACUUGAAAAAGAAAAAAAAACAAAACAUUUUGUAAGUAGAAAUUCACACACACAAACACAACACACACGGAGAACACGGGAUAAGUGUGCAGGGGCAAGGCUAAACUCUAAUUCGUACACAUAGCGCAUAGCGGCUGUCGCGGCAACGAAGCUUUAGAGCCAAUGUGACCAGGAACAAUCGAUGUAGUAGAAUACACAAAUCCACUUUGUAAAAAUGGGAAGAGACACUCUCCCUUCCGUAAACCCUUUCAACUGGAUCAAUUUAGUUGGGAUGGGAUGAAGAAGCUUUAGGAGAUUAGUGUGUGUUUGUGCUACUAUCUCGCAGCUUAUACUACUACCUACUACUACUACUACUACCACUAUUAUACUAGGGAGCGCAACCUAACAACUAUCGCUCUUACUGCAGCAACCACAACUACUUCGGUUGCUACGAUCACUGUGUGUUGUGUUAGAAUAGUUCACGUGUUUCGAUGUGCAUGGAUGUGUCUUUUACUGUGUGAGCGUGUGUGUGUGUGAGUGUCUCCUUUUGUGUGCUUUUGUGUGGUCGCGUAUGUGAGUGUAUGUUCACAGCAGAAGUAGUAGAACAAGCCACAGCACGGAGGCAAAAGGAAUACCCACAGUACCAAUUAAUGUCAACCACAAAGUAAUGUAGCAGAAGCGUUUGUGUUUAAUAUAGUGCAAUAGAAGGGAGGGUUUCGAUGCGGGAAAGAAUCAAGGGCCGAGUGGUAGAAAGAACCCAAAACUGGCAUUCAACCAUGGGAAACAAUUUUACACGAGCGUAUAGUCACGAGUAGUCAGCAAUAGUCAGCAAAAAAAAGGCAAAUUACACUUCACAGGAGCUUAGAGGAUAGAAAAAAAAAGCAAAAGGGAACAGUUCCAUGCUGUUAAAGGGGGGGCACUUGCAUUCGGUGCAAACAUGAAACAGACAGAGCAAAGGGCACACAAACAAAAACAAUCAUUUGAAUGUACUACAAAGAGGAUUAUUUAGACCUCUUCAGUCACAAACAGACAUCGGUAGUGCAUAGUAAAAAAUGCAGAAAAUAAGAGGAAAAAAAAAACACACACACACAUACACACAUACAAACAAACGAAACAGGAUAGUUUAUGAAACUAUACCUAAAUGUAUGCUAUCAAUGGUGUAAAAACCCAACCCCCGGAUAGAGGGUUUACAGGAGCGGAGCGAAGCUGAAGAAAGAAGCUGAAAAGGAAAACUGGAAAACGAAGCUAGUAAAAAAAGAAAAGAGAAAAAGAUAGUGUCUUGUCGUACAGGAAAAGGUAAUUAUGCACAGAGUAAGCAACCAACGCGAGAAAAUGGCACUUUUACGUACACACUUUGUAAAACCAAACAGAAAACAAAACGUUUAUAUAUAUAUAUUUUUGUACUGUACAUAUAUUGUAGAGGAGAGGUAAGGUGUGUAAGGUGGGGACAGUGUUGCAAACAGGAGGGAGAGUGGAAAUGGAACAGCGCAAUCAGUCAGAGAAGGGAGCAAUGGAAUGGAAUGUGUGCGUGUGCGUGUGUCUGUGUGUGUAUUUAUCAUUUUUAAUAGAUUAGGAAGAGGAAGGUAAUUUUUACUAUCUGUCCUCUUCCCACAGAAAGAAGGCGCAGAGUGAAGGCCAGAGACAUGAAACGAAACAGUUACAAAGAAAACUAGAAACGUUUACACAACGAAUGUGUCUUGCGUGCGUGCGUGUGUGUGUGCGUGUGUGUGUUGGACAGAACUUCACACUACCAUCCCUACCCUAUUUGUAUGGUAAAUGGAGAACAGUAGGCCAAGGCAGGGCAGAAGAGGUAAACAACUAUUUUAAACCUAGAAACACACACACACAUAGACACAAAAGAAAACAAACAAUAAGAACUAUGAAAACAAAAAGAAAAUGAAAGGCAUUACAAGUAACAAAACAAAAAAAAAAGUGACUGAUAAGUAGAAAAGGAUAGCGAGAGUGUAUUUAAACAAAAAAAAAAACGCGGAAAAGCGAUUGUGAACGGUGUGUAUAGAGCGGAAAGGGAAUGAGAGAAAGAGAGGCGGGAGUUGUUUUAAUUUGUUUUAUUUUCUAUUGUAUAAGCCACUAAGUUUAUUAUGUAUUGUACAGUAUUUAAAAAAACAACAACACAAAAAAAAAACAACAAACACACAAAAUUACAAUAAAAAGUAUAAAUCAAACAUAACAAAACGGGAACAGCAUUCAUGAAUGACUAGCAGAAAAAAAAAAAACGAAACCCUAGUGGUUGGUAGUAUACCAUGGUGUAGAUAAUGGCACUAUCUACAAGGGAAAUCACCCACACACACACACAUACUAUUUACACAACCGAACCGAAUCAAUCAAUCAGCCAAUGGUGGCCAAUACAAAGGCUGCAUUUGCGAUGGAACAAAUUAGAAAGGGGAAAGAAAAGUAAAUGUUUACUAAACUGUCUAGCGUUUCACUUAGUAGCCAGUGUGUGCGUGUUGGUGUGUGAUAGACGGGUAUGUAAAUAAAAAAAAAAGAAACAUUUACUAAAAGGAGAAACAAACAAACAGACAAACAAACAAAAUGGAGCAGGUGAAAACGUACACACAAACACACAUUCAAGCGAACAAAAUGGUACAAAUAAGCAAAGCGCAACGUCUCGCAAGAAUUGUGUUUGUGGGUUUGUGUGAGGCGAGCAAACAAUAAGCCACACAACAAAAGAAGGCAAGAGCAGAUAACUAGCAUAAGCAAAACAGGAAUGGCCGAAGGCGUGUAACAGUACAACGCAUGUAAAAGGGUGUGAGCGUGAUCUUUGUAAAAAUGAAUAAACGACUGUGUCGUGACGUACAGGAAGAGAAAAUGGAGGAGAAAACG
Anopheles coluzzii is the source of this 12942-nucleotide messenger RNA. RefSeq lists its product as uncharacterized. The coding region runs from base 4200 to 8762 and encodes 1520 amino acids. Gene Ontology annotation, molecular function: DNA-binding transcription factor activity, RNA polymerase II-specific; protein dimerization activity; RNA polymerase II cis-regulatory region sequence-specific DNA binding. Gene Ontology annotation, biological process: regulation of transcription by RNA polymerase II. The transcript is spliced from 9 exons. The record is from RefSeq and is a predicted model, not a curated record. NCBI's taxonomy places the organism in Eukaryota, Metazoa, Arthropoda, Insecta, Diptera, Culicidae.